UUUUUUAAGCGGGUUGCUUGCACGGGCCAAUAUAAAGUAACCUUAUGCAAGACACUAGCUUUCCAUACGAUGAAGCAGCUGUGCCUAUUUGGGUGUUCUCUGUCCUCACCACCACUCCACGCUUCCUUCCCAGUUCUGGCUCUCUCCUGUUUCCCCACCCCAUUCAUCGCACAGCAGCCACCGCCACUGGGAGCGCGCGGCCCCUUUAAGAGCCCAGCUUUGCCUCCCGGUAGCUGAAGGUCAUUAAACACAAAAGCUCUCCAGCGCUGCGGUCCAAUAUAGCGCAUGCGCCCUGCCCGAGGACUGGCAGGGAGACGGCAAUAUGGCGAGAAUGCCUGGCAGCGGCGGCGCCGGCGGAGACUGGAGCACCGGGGGCGGUAGCGGUGGUGGCGGUGCAGGUGGUGAGCACAAUGCGGGGGACCGGCAGCCCAGCCGGGGUGGCCCCCAUCGGCCUCUCCACUAUUGCAGCGCGGGAGAGGACGAGGACGGGGAGGACGAGGAUGAGAUACAGGAGGUGCAGAUAACGGGGGACGAGGAGGGCGCCGAUGGGGGAAUCCUGCUGCUGGACGACGACGACGAGGAGGAGGAAGAAGAGGACGAUGUGAUGAUGGGACUCGCGUGGGACCCUGAGGAGGAGCCGGGCCAUAUGAUUCGUAUGGACCAAGGCUCCAGGGCGCUGCUGGAUAAAGCUGCGGCUGCUGUUUGCAGCGUCAGGGGCCGCCUCGGAGGAGUCAGGAGAGGGGGCACAGGGGCCAUCGGGGCGGCUGCAGGUGGCGCCCCCUCGGUGCCGGUGAGCGCCCGCGGUAUGGCCACUUCGAUCGUUAGCAAAGCGGUGGCACCACUUGCCGCCGAGGACUCGGACCCGGAGGCGGAGUUGCUCCUGCAGCGCCCCGAGCGGGCUCGGCUGAGCGAGAACACGCGCUUGGCCACCCGGUACGCGGUGCGCAUCUUCCGCGAGUACCUGAGCGAGAAAGCCCAAAGCCCCGACUUCGAGACCAUGGACAAGGGGGCGCUGUGCCGCGUGUUACGCUCUUUCUAUGCCGAGGCGCGCUCUAAAAGCGGGCAGCUCUACUCCAAGUCGUCGCUCAUCAGCAUCCGCAGCUCGCUCAACCGCUACCUCAACGAACCUCCUUAUUGCCGCACCCUCGACCUCACCAAGGACCCGGAGCUGCGCGCCGCUAACCUGACUCUGGCCGCCGUCAUCCGGAAGCUGGAGGAGCAGGGCGCCGGGCCGGUUGUGCAAAAGCAAGCCAUUACGCGCGCUGACCUUCGGAAGCUCUACACCUGCAACGUGUUCAGCACGCAGAGCCCCUUCGGGCUCCUGAACAAGGUUUGGUUCGAGACGUGCAUGUACUUCUGCACUCGGGGCCGCGAGAACCAGCGCGAGCUGGAGGAGGACUCCUUCGGAUUGGCCAUGGACGAGGAUGGACGCAAGUUUGUCUACUUUAAGGCCCUGGGGCCGUAUCACAAGUCGCGCUCGUCGUCUUGGAGCAAAAAGCGCGCCGAGAGCAACGACGAGGAGAAUUUGCCGCGCAUGUACGAAACCGGCACGGAGUUCUGCCCUUACGCCAGUUUUGUGAAAUACUUGGCGAAGCGCAAUCCUCUCUGCAAGGCCUUUUUUCAGCGCCCGCGGGACCACUGCAGCGAGGGCGACGUCACCUGGUACGAGAACAAGGCCAUCGGCAAGAAUCUGCUGGGCACCCGCAUGCAGAUGCUCUCCAAGGCGGCCAAGCUUUCUAAGACUUAUACUAACCACUGCAUCGGCGCAGUCUCCAUAGCCACCCUCAACAGUAUCGCCGGCAUCGGCACCAAGCUGACUUCAGGGGCCGCCGGCGGAAGAGGUAUCUAUGGCCUUAACGGCAGAGGCCGCCUCCCGCCCGUUCCCGCCAACAACACUUACAUUCUCCCCAAAGACGGCGACAACCACCCCAGCGUGAAGGCCGAAGCGGCUGCUGUUCUGGUGCCGACUAAGCGCUCCCAUGAGGCCAUGUAUGCUGCCGGGGGCGGGGCCGCGGUAGUGGGAGAUGCCUGCGGCCCUUCCUCGUCCCCCAAAAGACUUUGUCUCAGGCCUGCCGAGCCCCUCGACACCGCCGCCGUGGUGGUGGUCUCGGUGAAACACGACCCCUUGUCUCUCCUCAUACCUGAAACCAACGGGCUGAGAAGCACCAACUCUCCCACAGUCAUUUCACCUGCAAUGGUUUCCCCCACACAGGACAGUCGGCCCAAUAUGUCAAGACCUCUGAUCACUAGGUCCCCUGCAUCUCCUUUGAACAAUCAAGGCAUCCCCACACCAGCACAACUCACAAAAUCCAAUGCACCGGUUCAUAUUGACGUGGGUGGGCACAUGUAUACCAGCAGCUUGGCCACACUAACUAAAUAUCCUGAAUCAAGAAUUGGGAGGCUAUUUGAUGGCACAGAGCCCAUUGUUUUGGAUAGCCUGAAGCAGCACUACUUCAUCGACAGAGAUGGCCAAAUGUUCAGAUAUAUUUUGAAUUUUCUACGAACUUCAAAACUACUCAUACCGGAUGAUUUCAAGGAUUACAGUUUGUUAUAUGAAGAAGCAAAGUAUUUUCAGCUUCAUCCCAUGCUAGGGGAAAUGGAAAGAUGGAAACAGGAUCGAGAGACAGGCCGGUUUUCGAAAUCUUGUGAGUGCUUGGUUGUACGUGUUGCUCCGGAUCUUGGAGAAAGAAUUACUUUGAGUGGAGAUAAAUCUUUAAUAGAAGAGGUUUUCCCAGAAAUUGGUGACGUGAUGUGCAAUUCGGUCAAUGCAGGUUGGAAUCAUGACUCAACGCAUGUCAUCAGAUUUCCAUUAAAUGGAUAUUGUCACCUCAAUUCAGUUCAGGUACUUGAGAGAUUGCAACAAAGAGGAUUUGAAAUUGUUGGCUCAUGUGGGGGAGGAGUGGACUCUUCCCAAUUCAGUGAAUACGUACUUAAGCGAGAACUCAGAAGGACAUCUCGUUCAUCUUCAGUCAUUCGAAUAAAACAAGAACCUCUGGACUAAGGACACUUUUUCUUAUGCAACACAAGGGGAACCAUUUUCAUGUGCAGUUGGGACACCAAACAGCUUUAGAAUGAAAAGUUGAAUAAAGAUAUGUUUAUAUCAGAUAUAGAGACCAUGCCUGUAUUCAGAUGAGAGCAUUUGGAGUAGUAAUAAUAACUUCAAGGUGUAAAAUAUGUAUAUGUGAAAGAUUACGUUUGCAAAAGAAAAUAAAAAUGGGUAAGUGAGGUCGGUGCUGUGAUGGCCAUUAAGUCUCCUAGGCCUUAGUAAGGCCUGCUUGACCGUGAAGAAGCCAUUGCCAUUACUGGAAGUUAACAUCUCUUUUCUGUUUUCCAUUAUUAAAUGGCAGUCUGCUUUUCAGUGUAUACACCUUGAAUCAAGUUUACAGAUGCCUGCUUUGGAAGUGACUGAACAGAACUCCAGAAGAGUUUUCUUCAUCCAUUGCAAAAGAAAAGGUUAUAAACAAGGAUUUAAAAUGUAGCUUGUACAGAAGUCAUACACUUCUGCCCACUUGACAGAUGUGAACAUUUUUCUCUCUUUCUAAAAAGGAUCUAGAAUUUAUUAUUAUAUAGUAGAGUGGCCCUGGUUUGAAUCUAAUGAAUUCAAAAGUGGUUUUUUAAAACUUGAUAAUAUAUGAAGUACAAUAAAUUCACUUAAAAGGAUCUAUUAAAAUCAGCAUUAAACAACAAGAUAAUUUUUUAAAACAUAGCUUUUACUGUUAUACAUUUUACGCAUUUACAGGCUGCAAAUGCUAUACAGACUUAUCUGAGAAUCAGUCUUGCUGAUCUCAGGAGAUAUGUAUAGAAUUGCACUGUAAACAAUGAUGAAUUCUAUUUGGAAAAAAUAUGAAGGCAUAAAGAAGUUAGUAAAAAAAAAGUGGUAUUCUCUAAUCCAUUGUAGCAAAAGAAAAUCUGUUGCACUUUAUAGUGCUUCUUUCUCUUCAUUUAUUUAAGCCUUGUUUGAAAAGGUGGCUGUAUGGUAAAAUCCCAAUGCUAGUCCUAGAAUUUUAUAGAUUUUUUAAACACUUGUUACAGCAAUUAAUUGGAGGUUUACAGAAUUACUUCAAUUACACCUAACACCUCUGCUUGGUAUAGCUUCAUCAGUGUUUUUAGAUUUGUCCUCUUAAAUCUUAUAAUCAAUUUUUUUUUACAAAGUAUGCUUCCAUCUGCAUUGUUUUGCCUUUCUCAAAACAGGAAAGAUAGUUCCCUACCACCAGGGAUCCCAGAGUUACUGGGACUUCAUUCACUUUGUACUAAUUCAGUAAUAAAGGAAGCCAUUAGUUAACCACUUCCAUAGAAUUGCCAAGAAAAUUAUGUGGACAUAUUCAUGAAGUUACUGGGAGUCAAGUUUAACUCAAAGGAAAUAAUGCAUUACUUUGUUACUUCGAUAUUUGAAGUCAUCCAUGUUUAAUCUAUACUUUUAUUAAAAUAAGAAAUGCCAAAUUGUCAGGACCCAUAAGAAUAAUUAUUGGUUCUUUUUCCCCAAUAUGAGUCGAAAAAUUACUUUUAUUAGUAGGCCAAAUAUGUACUGCCUUAUAAUGGAAUAUAUUGCAGUUGGGGUUUCUCUUAUUUUAUUAUCUUUUUUUUCUUUACCUAUUUUUUAAUGUGAAGUUUGGAAAAAGAAUUGAAUGUCUUUUUUUAAAAAAAGUGAAAAAGUAGGAGCAUGAAUAAAUCCGUAAAAAUACAAGAAUAGUGCAUUGCUUAAGUUGGUCUUAAUAAGACUUUUAUGUUAUAUGUUUUAAAUAUCCUCUUCUCAAGGACCAACAUAGUUUCCCCUUUUUUGUCCAAGUAAUAUUAACUAAGUAGGUUUGGAAGAGAUUGCAAAUUAUACUACAGAAGCCCCAAACUGUUCAGAAAAUGAUGCUUUCCUUGCCUGCUCCCCAUUAUUACAGUAUCCUUUCCCACAAAGAAUUUCUAUAUACAAUCUAACAUUCAUCCAAGAUAGCUCUAAAAUCAAUAAAAUCUAAAAGCAUUACCAGUGAGUUUUUUUUAAAAAAACGUGAAAUAACCUAAUUACAUACCGCAAUUGAAAGAAAAAAUCCCUAAAAUAUGUUGAUGGACAAAAGUAAUCUUGUGCUAUUCCAAAAGUGAAAGCUUGUAAAAUUAAUUUCAUUUAUCCAAUGUCAUAUGUCAUAUGUAGCAGUUAAGGUAAAAAUGAUGGAUAACAAUAAUAUUAACACAUAAUUUCAUUGAGAAGGUAUACUGAAUUUGUGUUCCCAAAUCUGUGAAUUUGGACAAUAGCAGUAAUACUGCAUUGCUGUAUUUGUAUUAUUGUUAAAUUCCCUUAUUUUUUAAUGGGAAUUCGUUUUAAUGGAUGUGCAUUUUUAUCUUAUUUUGCACUAGGGUAAAACGGAAGGAACAGAAAAGUUGAAAAAAUAUUCCUUUUUAAUCAGAAAAAUCUACAGACGUAUAAAAAAAAUAAAAUUCAACAACACUAUCUGUACUUACCGUACAUUUAAUAUACACAUUCCCCUAUUUUUAAAGUAGGUGGUCCAGACACUGAAUUUUAAGAAUGAGAUGAUGGGGAAAUGUUAUUUUGUUCUAUAUGUAGCACACUGUUCAUAAGAACCAAUAGGCUUUAUCUGGUUAAAACUCUAGGUAGGAUAUUUUGAUAGAAAAAUGACAGCACUUAUGUGUUGUUGAAAGUUGUUCUUCCCACUUACAAAUGCUGCAACUCAAAUUACUGUGAUUUUUGUGUUCGAUGGGAUAUGGAAUCUUUCUUGGCAAUUUGUUCUCGUUCAGUUGUCUGAAAUAGACAUUGUAUCACAUUCCUUUCUAAUUCUUUUAUUAGAUAAACAUUUCUU
Messenger RNA from Ahaetulla prasina, 5801 nucleotides. It is a transcript of the gene KCTD1, whose product is annotated as potassium channel tetramerization domain containing 1. The record is from RefSeq and is a predicted model, not a curated record. Lineage: Eukaryota; Metazoa; Chordata; Lepidosauria; Squamata; Colubridae. The transcript has 5 exons. Gene Ontology annotation, molecular function: transcription factor binding; transcription corepressor activity. Gene Ontology annotation, cellular component: nucleus. Bases 323 to 3001 code for a protein of 892 amino acids. Gene Ontology annotation, biological process: negative regulation of DNA-templated transcription; protein homooligomerization.